Cervus elaphus (red deer) is the source of this 2151-nucleotide messenger RNA. Its product is annotated as collagen alpha-1(I) chain-like. The record is from RefSeq and is a predicted model, not a curated record. The transcript has 8 exons. NCBI's taxonomy places the organism in Eukaryota, Metazoa, Chordata, Mammalia, Artiodactyla, Cervidae. The coding region runs from base 1 to 2151 and encodes 716 amino acids.
AUGCUGCGGGCACGGGCCUCGUGGCGCGCCCUCCUGAUCCACGUCCCGGCCUUGCCUGUGGGCACCUCGGAGCCGCUCCGCUCCCGGCCCUCCACCGCUGGCCCUGGUUUGUGUCACCCUGGCAGGGUCCCCGGUCCUCCCGGGGCCUGCCCCGUGGACCCCAGCAGCUCACACGCGGGCCUCGCUGCCCACCUGGCGGUCGGCGCCCUGGGGCCCGGGCUCGGCGCCGAGCAGCCUCGGCCCGGCGGUCAGCCCCGCCCUCGUGGCCCCGCCCUCCCGGCGUUCCCUGUGCGCUGCCGCCCCCUCGUGGCCAUCUGCGGCGUGGCCUCCGUCUUGGCGCCGCUGGGGCCGCCCCUGGCACCCACGCAGGCCGGGGCCCGGCCCCCACAGCGGGCGACUGCGCCCAGCGGGCAACCGACAAGGCCAGGCCACCGCCAGGCCCCCACCCGACCCGUCCCCACGUCCCGCAGCCCACCCAACCCCCUCAGCUCUCCUCCCUCCCAGGGCAGAGCCCAGUUUGGGGGAUGCAGGGACCCCAUCGAUUCCCACGGGGUGCAUACCCUGGGAGACAGCCGUCCGUCCCCCGAGGCAGCCUCGAGCCCAGGGUGUUUCCCUGGGGGCCGGAGGGCGGCAGGUGGCCCUGCCUGGGGCUCUCAGGGCCGGGGUGGGCUCAGGCCCGUGCCCAUCUGGGAACAAUGCGGGGCCCCCACCAGGGCAGGUCCCGGAGAGAAGGUGCGCCUCUCCUUACAACGGCCCUGGGACGAGGGCGACCCCCACUUCAUGGACCUGGGGGCCAGGCCUGUCAGAUGGCCGCUCUCAGCCCAGGCUGUCCAUUCCUGGGAGGACAGAGGGGCCCCUGCCAGCCCCCAGGUCACCCAUGUCUACAGCACCCCCUCCUGGGUGUCCAGGGCUGACCCAGAGCUGUCCGCAAAGGCACACCCAGCCCAGGACCCUGGCCAGAGCUGGAGGCAAGACCUGAGCCCCUCAGCCCAGCCUGUCUGCCCGGGCCCACCUGCCCAAGGCCGCCUGACAGCCACAGAUGGGCGGCCUGGGGGACCGUUGUCACCAGCGGUGACUGCCGCAGCCGCCUGGCACCUGCUGUGGAUACCUCUCGGAGCAGAAGCAUCAGACGCGGCCCAGCCCCGGGGUGCCUGCCUGGGAGCGAGUGGAGACUCUGGGGAGCUCAGGUCUUCGCACCUCAUCCGCAGGCCCACGGGAGCCUGGGUGGGAUGGUGGGAGGGCGGGAGGCGGCAGAGCCCAGGCCCUGCACAGCCAGAAGCCUGGUCCUUCCUGCAGGCAGCCCCACCCCAUGAGGGCUCGCUGACCACGCUCCCUGACCCCUGCCCGCCCAAUGCCCGUGCCAGUGGGGGCCAUAGGGCUUGUCGAGGGCAGGCCAAGGAGCCAUGGGGGGAGGCCGAGGGUUCUGCACCCCACACCCUGGAUCACCAAUGUCGGGGCCCCUUCCCUCCUCAGCCCAAGCUGCCGAAGACUGGAGCCUCUGGGCAGAGCCCCGGCCUGCCAGGUAUCCUUAGACCCAUCACCAUCUCCAGUGCGGCGACUGUCUCCCCGGGACCCCUGGGCAGCCGCGGGAGCUCCCACAACGGAGGCCACUGCCUGGGCCAAACGCCCAGCCUCCUGAGCUCCAAAACAGCCUUUUGCAAACUGGCCCAAAGGGCUCCAGAUCACCAAGGCCCAGCCCUUUCCAAAGUCAAACCUGCCAAGGCCCUGCCAGACCCCUCCCUUCAGACCAGCCCCGUCCAGGGCUCAGAGGAACUAGACCGACUCCCUCUGGGCGCCCUGGCAACGGCAGGACAGCCCUGCCGCACCCCGGCCCACGCCUUGGGCAGGGCCCGGGAGCCCGCGGGGGUCCAGCUCCAGGGCUGGGGCAGCCUGGGGUGGGGCGGGCCGGUCCUGGCCCUGGUCCAGCGCCUGUCCCCUCCCCCUCCCCUCUCGGGGAGGUUUGCGAUCCAGUGUCAUAACCAGUCGGUCCUGUUUGGAGGGAAGGGCUGCGGGUUCUGGGGCAGCCGGGGGCUCAGGCCGGGCACACACGCGCCUCUGAUGGAGACCCCCGGCCUGCAGCACAGCAGCCUGGCCGCCCAGGGCCUGGGCCCGAGCAGUCCCACCACCGCCCGACCCCCAUCGGGGGGAUGA